GGUUCCAUGUAAGAAAAGAUCAAAGCUCACUGUGGCAGGUGAACUGGUCAGACUCGGGCCUCUCCUUUGUAUUCACCACAAGACAUUCUUCUUUCUGUUUCUGGAGUGCUUCACCUCAGCUGUUUGGGUCCCUGUAUUGGUGCAGAAGUCCAACCAGCUGGCAUGGCAUCAUAUCCUCCAGCUGGGUCACAGGUACACAAUAACAGGCCUGAGUAUGUCCAGCCUGAAGAAAUCUGGACAAAGGACUUUUGUCACCAGUGUUUCUUCCUGCCUUCUGCCCUACUGUGUAGAGCAGGUGACGGAGCAGCCACUGGACAGUGCUUGGCAAGGAGAAUCCACUCAAUCUUCUUCCCUUGAGACUGCUGAGCAGCUCAGCAGCUCCUUGGAGCUGGGAGUUGAAGAUGAAAAGCCAAGAUCAACCAAAGAGUCCAAGAUCAUCUCCUAUGUGGGAACUAUCACCAAAAUACUCAAUGUCCAAGCUGGUCUCUUUUUACUGGAUAACAAAGUCUGCUUGUGCCUUGCUUACCAGCAGUUGUUAAACUCUGCCCGUGGACUCAGACCAGGAGCACGUGUGGAGCUCAUCGAUGUCCACAUCCUGCAGAAGCCUCUGGUGUCCUUCCCUUUUGUUGUACUUGGUGCUUGCCUGAGCAGCACGGUUGUGCUGAAGAGUUUUUCAAGGCUCAGCACCCCGUACCAGCCACCGACCUCCUCAGGAAAUCUCUACUUACAGCUGCUCUUCCGCUACAAUCUUGGUAUGCCACUCUACCUCUGGCUGGUGAGCCUCCUGGAGACGUUUGAGGAGAGGUUUUCUUGUUUCUUUGGGCACCGGCGAUUGUUGCUUAGCUCUAAGCACCGAAACCCUGGAGCUGCUGAGAAGUUCCUCGUCCCGCUUCUGCAAGCUGUGGUGCCUUAUAGAGAGGAAGCAAGAGAUAUUUACAAUGAAAUCCUAGCGAAAACACACCGGUGUCCCCUGCAGAAGUAUGUGACCCUGAACCCCCCAUGCCAGGCUCCAUCUCUCUCUGCACUUUGCCAUUUGGCAGAGCAGAAGAGCUGGGAAGGCUUCAGUCCAUUACAGCUGCUGUCCUCCUUGGAAGCACAGCACAUGGGCACCCAGGAGCUGAAUCGCCGGCUGGCCUGGUCCUACUGCACGCUCUCUGCGGGAAGUUUUCAGCCCCGAGUGAUGCUACUGGGUGUGCUGAGAGUCUCCUCCAGGACCAGUUCCCUCCAGCUGCAGGACAAGAGCAGCAUACUUCCCUGUGUGAUAUCCCAUAAAGAUGGUAGCCCCUUUGCCCAUACAGAUCUUAUAGGAUCGCUCUUGCAGGUGGAAAACUACCAGCUCAUAGUGGAGAGGUUCCUUCAAACUGAUUUUCCCUCCUGGGAACACCUGGCAAAUCUGGAGUAUGUGAGGGAGAAAAAAACCAGUGUCUAUGUGCAGUUCUACUUUGAGGAUGUUCAGGUUCUCCACACUGCCAAAGGACAAAUCCAGAAAGGCCUUAGGAGUGGAAACAGCUCCUCUUUGAGGAAGAAGGAUGAAGGCAGCUUAACAUCUGAGCUCAAAACCCCAGAGGCAAAAAUGCUGAAACUGGAGGAUCCCAAGCCAGAUACUCACAGAGAUGAGAACUACCAGGGGAACCAGAGCAGCACGAGAAGAACCAGCUGUGUGUCCCGCCUGUUCUGGGUUACCCAGAAGGAGGGUCUUAUGUUGCGCAAUUACCAGCUACCCAGAGAAGAAGAUGGAGAAGGACGGGAGCUGCAGCACAGUUUCCAGGCCACAGUGCUGUGGUUGGGCAGACCUCGACUUUGGAGCCACCCCAGAGAAACUGGGAAUCUACCAGAGCUGGAGGAGACCAGCUGUGCUGAAGAAGAGGGCAUGACACGACAGGAGGCACUGCUGCUCUUUAUGGGGAAGUCUCUACGAUGGUUUCCAUUCCUGCAUCUGGAUGGGCUGUAUCGCUUCAUUGUGCCCUGCUGCUCGGACUUGGAAGUGUUUGACAAGCUCUGUCAUCCACCUGUGCCACCAAAGUUCCUGAGCAGGUUGUCCUGCCCCCUGUGCCUGCCUGUGCAGGAUACCUGGCACCUGCAGCACGAGACGUGGAUCUCCUGUCUGACUGAGCACCAGCUGGCAGCCAGGUUGGUGCUGACAGGCAUGGACCAGAGAAUAUCCUCCAUUCCAGAAGUACUUAGCAACAGUUUCACAGGUUCCCUUGUGUCUUUCUCUGGUGAGAUAGUGGGGAGGACCUUGUGUGCCUCUCCCAAGAAUGAGAAGCCAGCUAUGACUUCUGGCCUUCCAAAGCAGAAAGGGAGUCUGCUAGCCAGUGACCACAGUGUGAAGCUCAGUGUCUCAGUUGCUUCAGGCUCACCUAUUGUGAUGGACGUUUACGUUGCUGCCGCCUAUCUGCAGCAUCUUUGGGGUUUGCUACCUGGAGCCAAGAUUCUGUUCCAGAACUUGGAACGCAAAAUCUCAAGAUUCUGUAAUGUUUAUUGCACAUACAUUGCCUCCAGCUGUGUGAGCAUCGUAUCUCUGCCAGCUUCUCACCUUCCUUUUCCUUCUAGUCCUGCAGGAGAAGCCUCGUCCCCCUCACUAGUGUUUCUAUCCAACUUGCAACCUCACCUGCAAAACCUGCCCCAGGCACGGAUUUUGUGCCACUUGUCCUGUGUGCUGACUCUGUCCCUGCAGUGGGUUUGCUCCCUUUGCAGCAGCAUCUUCCAAGAGGGGAGGUGCACCCGACACAGUCCACCAUGUCCAUCCCACACAGGAGUGAGGCAAGCCAGUGCACGGGUGCUGGUGGAGGAUGGAACGGGUGAAGCUUUGGUGCUGUGCAGGAACCAGCACGUGGCAGCAAUACUGGGUCUGAGCCUUCUCGAGUGGGAAGCUCUGCAGAACUGUGUGCAGAGCAGGGGCAGCGUGUCCAUUCAGCAUGGAGAAGCCACUGGCACAGGGGUGAGUGGAGGAACCCGAGGAUCUCAUUGCUUGCUACCUAAGGAGCCUGUGCAGGAGUCCUCUCAUCUGUCGCCCUAUCCUGCUGGAUUUCAGCCUAGACAGGAAGCCCUCCAGGAUCCUGCAGCCUGCUCCACUGCAGCUUAGAAACUUUCGGUGUGGUGAAGUGGAGUUUGUGUCACAAGUGGGACCUCGGCUGAGCCUGCUGUGCCUGAACGUGGAGGAAGUGGAACGAGAAGCCUUAAGCUGU
Molecule: messenger RNA, 3188 nt
Organism: Merops nubicus (carmine bee-eater)
Lineage: Eukaryota; Metazoa; Chordata; Aves; Coraciiformes; Meropidae
Gene: CTC1
Product: CTS telomere maintenance complex component 1
Exons: 20
Biological process (GO): telomere maintenance via telomere lengthening; positive regulation of DNA replication
Cellular component (GO): CST complex
Molecular function (GO): telomeric repeat DNA binding; single-stranded DNA binding
Source: RefSeq, a predicted model, not a curated record